Messenger RNA from Cetraspora pellucida, 1222 nucleotides. The record is from the annotation of a GenBank genome assembly. NCBI's taxonomy places the organism in Eukaryota, Fungi, Glomeromycota, Glomeromycetes, Diversisporales, Gigasporaceae.
AGAAUGCUUUGCAAUUGGAAAACGGGCUGUCGUGUGCCAAGACACCGAAAUGAAAGGUGAAAUUGAUAUAGGUUCAGGAACUGUCUUGCACCCUCAAUGUAAGAUCGUUGCGGAAUCUGGUCCGAUUAUUAUCGGUUCAAACAACAUCAUAGAAGAAAAUGUGACGAUCAUAAACAAACAACCGACACCUUUAAUUAUUGGUGAUGAAAAUGUUUUUGAAGUUGGAUGCUAUGUAGAGGGAUCCAGAAUUGGGAAUAAAAAUGUAGUGGAAGCAAAAGCGAGAAUUUUGGGGACUACAUCAUUAGGAGAUAAUUGCGUUAUUGGUGCCGUUUGCUCAACCAAGAGGGAUGAGGCAAUUCUCGAUAAUACUGUUAUAUAUGGUGAUCAUCAUAAUCGGAGAAUUCAGACAGCAAGCGGAGGCCAGCAAUCAAGCUUGCAUGCUCGCCACUUGGAGUAUCUUCGUGAGAUUACUUUACCCACUUUACAUUUUUUCCUUGGAAAGUCUUUUUUGGUACUAAAUCACAGAGGAAGUGACAGCGCUAUUGAAGAGGCUUCAGACGUCAAAUUUUCACCUUUAAUUACUAGUAUUUUGGAUACCAUAGUGGCUUUAACUUAUCAAUUAUUAUGGGUCUAUCCGAUAUUUGUACUAAGUUUCGUACUGAAUGCUAUGUGGUAUCAAGAAAUAGCAGAUCGAGCUUAUAGAUUGUAUCAUGGUCGUCCACCCAUAAACUCUAAUCGAACAUAUCCUAGAGCAUUAAAAGUAAUAGCUGAUGAGAUUUAUCGUGCAUUAUUAUUCAUGAAUUAUUUGAUGGUGGCAACUAUAGUGUAUGUCAUACCUGUUAUCGGUCCAAUUAUGUCAUUCAUGUAUUUUUGUUGGAUAUAUGCUUAUUAUAGUUUUGAGUACAAAUGGAUUAAUCAAGGUUGGUCUUUAGAACAACGUAUAGGAUAUUUUGAAGAAAGGUGGUCUUAUUUCGCCGGAUUUGGUUUCAUGUUUACCGUGAUAACAUUCUUUGUUGAUCAAUUUUUAAGUGCUGGUGUGUUCGCACUUCUCUUUCCUCUUUAUAUAAUUAUGGCUAAUAAUGCACUUCCUAUGCCGAGACACAACGAAAACGCUCGUUUUUCAUCAUUAGUACCGUAUCGGUUGCGAGUAUUUUGGGUAGCAGAGAAAUUGAAUGAUAAAAUAAUCGGUGGUCUCAGGAGCAUUUGUCUUUCAAUAAGAUAA